Messenger RNA from Rhineura floridana, 4288 nucleotides. It is a transcript of the gene INTS5, whose product is annotated as integrator complex subunit 5. Gene Ontology annotation, cellular component: integrator complex. Gene Ontology annotation, biological process: snRNA 3'-end processing. The coding region runs from base 68 to 2965 and encodes 965 amino acids. The transcript has 2 exons. Lineage: Eukaryota; Metazoa; Chordata; Lepidosauria; Squamata; Rhineuridae. The record is from RefSeq and is a predicted model, not a curated record.
ACUGUGCGCAGGCGCAGGAGGGGGGAGGAGGGCUGGUUCUUCUCCAACUUUUCUCCCCCGGGCUGGCAUGUCUGCUCUGUGCGAUCCGCCGGGGGUGGCGGAGCCUCCGGGGUCCGUCGCCAGUCCCAUGCCGGUAGCCGCUCCUCCAUCGCUCAGUUCUCAAGAGCUGGCCCAGGAGAUCAAGGCCUUCCUUAGCGGCAUAGACCCUGUGCACGGCAACAAGCUCACCAUCAAAGAACAUGCCCGAUGUGCCAUCCUGCUGCUGCGCAGUCUGCCUCCCGCCCGCAGUGCCGUCCUGGACCACCUCCGGAGUGUCUUUGAUGAGUAUGUGUGCACCUACUUGCUGGACCUGGAGAGCAGCGAAGGCGGGAUGGGCUGCAUCCACUCCCAGGGCCCCAACCUGGAUGACGUGGUGCAAGAGAUCCAGGCCGUGCUAUCCGAGUUUGUCCGGAUGAACCCCAAGGCGUGGGCAGGCCUGGUUUCAGCCUGGUCCAUCGACCUGAUGGGGCAACUGAGUAGCAAGUAUGCCGGCCGGCAUGGGGUGCCACAUGCCAGCAGCCUCAAUGAGUUGUUGCAGCUGUGGAUGUCCUGCAAGGCGACGCGGACGCUGAUGGAGAUCUACACGCAGUGCCUCUCCUCGAUGAUUAGCACUUGCCCGGAUGCUUGCGUGGACGCCCUCCUCGACACCUCGGUCCAGCACUCACCUCACUUCGAUUGGGUGGUGGCCCACAUUGGCUCCUCCUUCCCCAACACGAUCAUCAGCCGCGUCCUCUCCUGCGGGCUGAAGGACUUCUGCAUGCACGGGACAGCCUCGGCCGAUCUCCUCCUCUUCCCUAGUGCCACGGCCGCUGACAAAAGGGUCCCCAAGAUUGCCUCUGUGGUGGGCAUCCUGGGCCACUUGGCAUCUCGCCACUCGGACAGCAUCAAACAGGAGCUGCUGAGGAUGUUCCACGGGAGCUUGGGCCCCACGCGGGACCAGCAUCAGAAGGCCACCGUCCCCUUCUUGCUGCAGUUAGCUGUCAUGUCUCCCCCUCUGCUAGGCACCAUCUCAGCUGAGCUGGUGGAUUCCCUCAAGCCGGGUGUGCUCAACCAGCUGCACCAACACUUUGCCUCGCUCCCCCGGGAGGAUCUGGAGAAUGUAGUGAGCAUCGUGGUGCACCUCAUCUGCCAGACGUCCGGAGGCGCUUACCGCACCCUGCAGUUCCUCAUCAACACGGCCAUGCCGGCAUCGGUCAUCACCACCCCGGGCUUGGCCGUCCACGACAGCGUGCGGGAGGCUUGCGACCGCGUCAUCCAGCUGCUGCUGCUCAACCUCCAGAAGCUGGUGUACAACCGGGGCUCGCCCAGCUUGGCAGAGGCGCCGCCCCGGCUGGUGCCUUUCUUGGACGAGCUGAAGGGCCACGUGCGGGAGCUCUGCAUGGAGACACUGCGGCUAGAGAGGAAGCGGUUCCUCUGGCAGCACCAGCUGCUGGUCCUUCUCUCCAUCUACUGCACCCCGAGCUGUGCCAGUGAUGCCCUCUUCUUCCUGCUGACUCUGGCCAAGAGCCAGGAAGAGCUCAGCCUGGCCACUCAGCUCUACGCCGUGCUCAGCUCUUGCAUGAGUGGCCUGCUGCCCGCCACCGUCAAGAAGUGUGUGUGCCAGAUCCACGCUGGUGGCCUCUCUGAGCAGCACAUGGCCCAGCUGUUCCAAAACCUGGCCCUGAUCAUGCAGUGGGAGAACGAGGGUCCUGCCUCCAUGGGCCGCCAGCUGGGACAGGCUGUCUCAUCACACCUCUAUGACUUUGGGCAGCUCCUGCUGCACCGCAACCGGGACGUAGCCCAGGCGGCGGCCUUGCUCCUUUCUGUCUGCCCCAUGCCAAAGGCCAUCCGGCCAGCUCACCUCCUCUUCCUCAUCCGCUCGGCCGUCCACCACUUCUUCCUGGUGCUGCGCUGGAAGUGCCCCACGGGCGUCAGCUACGGGAGCCGCCUCCUCUGCUGCCUGAGUGAGGCCUCGCCCACGGCCAGCAAAGCCAUCCUUCAGUACCUGGUAGAGGGGGCCCUGCAUCCAGGGAACACCGAGCUCUUUGGUGGACUGGCUGAACCGCCUGCUGCCAGGAACGAUGAUGCUUCCCCAGAAGGGGCCAAGGUCUCUCUCCUGGACAUCAACCGGCGCUUUAUGGCCACGGUAAACUUCUCAGGCAGCGUGUGGUCAGUCUUCCAUGCCGGGGUGAUUGGGAGGGGCCUGAAGCCACCUCACAACCCCCACCAACAAGAGCCGGAAGAGAUCUCCCACAACAUCCAGACCUUCUUGGGGCUGCUGCUGCAGUGCUGUGGGGCGGGGCGCAGCAGCCUGGAGCCCUCCCAGUGCAUCGUUGUCAGCCCUGAAUCAGGAAAGACUGUAGCAGUGGGGCUGGUGGAGACUGUCUGCCCUGAUGUCACCAACAGCGAGCUGGCGUGGCCUCCGGAGGAGCACACCCGCAACACGGUGGAGCGGGACAUCCAGAUCGGGCGCUCCUUCCACGACAGCCCCCUGCUCUUCCAGCUGCUGAAUCUGGUGGCGGCAGGGAGGCCGGCCCUGUGCUACUGCUCGGUGCUGCUCCGUGGCCUCCUGGCAACGCUCAUGGCGCACUGGGAGGCCUCGCGGGAGAACGACACCACCAGCUCCCCCUGGCACUUGCAGGCCUCCUGCGCCCUGGUGGCCUGCAUGGGGGAGGGCCAACUCCUCCCGCCCGUGCUCAGUAACAUGCACGAGAUCUUCAGCCAGCUGGCCCCCUUUGAGGUCCACCUCUUGCUCCUCAGCGUCUGGGACUACAUGCGGGACAACAGCCCGCUGCCGCAGAAGUUCACCUUUGAUGCUGGCACGGGGCUCUUCUUCCGAGACUUCAGGCGAGACACUGAUGUUGGCAAAUACCUCUGCGUUUUGCACAGCGUCCUGCAUAAAAAUAUUGACCGGCUGGGGCUACUCUCUGGGCGGUUCCAGAUCUAGCCCCUCCUUUGGGGCUUCUGCCCUCUCAGGAUUGGUUGGCAUGCUGUACCACUAUUGGCAGCAGGGACGUCCUGCCUUUUUUGGUUUAAUUGGUUUUGAUUGUAAGUGAACGAAAAGCUGUCCCAUGAUUUGUCCAAGUGUGCAGCCGAUGGAGAUGUCUGGAAAGUGCUUCUUUCCUUGGCCCCAUAGAUCCUCCGCCUUGCCGUAAUCCAGAUUAAGAAUCCAAACAGAGGCUGCCAUGGCUGAGGAGAAAUACAUUCCUAAAUACACAUAAAAAGGGGAACAGGGGGAAAAAGAGAUUCUGGUGAACAAAUUCCCCUUCAUUUUUUUAAAAAAAGGAUUCCCCACUAGCGAAAGGCAGGUUAGGUGAUCAUCGCUUAUUGGGCUGCUCAAUGGGUGUAAGAAUGUGCAACCCUUGCAUGCUUCUAGGUUAUGCAGAGCUCUUCUGAGGACCCAUAGUGCAUCCAUCAGUUGUGUGGAUUUCACUUGAAAACGCUUCAAGCCGAGGAGGGCCCAAUCAAUAACGCCUCGCUUGACUUGAGAUUAUUUGUUCUGGAGCCCCACAGCGACUGCUGCCUCCGCCAAACUGCUUCACUGAAGUAAGGAUGUGGUGGCUGGUUCUGCCUCUUAAAGUGGAUCUGAGCUGGUCACUGCCUUUCCCUAGAAUUCGUGACGAUGGGCUUUCUCUUGUGGGGUUCUGCCCAACUUAGAUCCAUCGAGACCAGUGGACUUAAGUUAGCCACUGCCAUUGGUUUCGGUGGGUGGCCAGAUGGAUACUGGUGCCAACAGAUGUGGCCUUCCAGAGGUUGCUGGACUCCAGCUCCCAUCAGCCCCAACCAGGAUGGCCAAUGAUCAGGGAUUAUGGGAACUGUAGUCCAGCAACAUCAGGAGGGCCGAAGGUUCUCCCCCAAUUCAGAUUUCUGCCCCUGCACUAACGCUAUUUUGAAUAAGCAAUGCAUCACGGUGCAAGAGCUUGUCUGUAUUUAUCCUUGUGUUGUCCACACUGAUCUAUAUAGGCAGCCGAAAGGGGGAUUUUCCCCCUUGUUUUUUCCAUAGCUAUGUUUGUUUGUCUGAGUCCUGCUGCUUGACUUCCAUUUGCCUUGAACCCCUCUGGACAGUUGUUGCUUUUCUUUUCAGGGAUGAUUCAAGCGCUAGAAAGAGGUUAUCUCUAAAGACAGUAGCCAGGCAGGCACGGAAUGUGAGUUCUUGUUAUGUUAUCAGAGCUGGAGGGUGACUGACCGUUUCCUUUUUAUGUCAUUUGAGGGUUUGUGGGGUGUGGUGGUGAGGGUUACUUCCUUUUCUAAAUAAAAAAAAUUGAAGAAA